Messenger RNA from Blepharisma stoltei, 1272 nucleotides. The record is from the annotation of a GenBank genome assembly. NCBI's taxonomy places the organism in Eukaryota, Ciliophora, Heterotrichea, Heterotrichida, Blepharismidae.
AUGUCAAGUCAAGAGCAACUUGAUAUGCCCAAUGAGAGGGAACCAUUACGCAAUGAAAUACUUCCAGCUGACAUAAAAAUGUGAAGAUCCCUAUCAUUGUGCUUUGCACUUGUAGUGAAUUUCAUGGUCAUUUUAUCAGUUUGUUUAGACUUUGAGAUUUUUCCCAAUAUAAGCUUUUUGUCCACUUCUAUUUAUCAAAAUUGAGAUUUUCAAAAGGAGCAAAUCGCUUAUUUCAUUUAUUGAAUUGGAAAAAUUAACAUUUGGUGCUGCAUUUCAAUUCUUUUAAUGUUUUUGAUUCUAAGGUGUCCUUCCGUAAUCAUUACAUUUUGGCAAAGAGCUCAAUCUUCCCAACAAGACACUUCAGGCUCAGUGAUACGCAUAAGUUUUUUACAGCAAUUAUGUAUCACCAUCAAGCAUAUUGUCAGGAUAACCGAAUUUUGGCAUUGCAUUGUCUAUUUAACAAUAUUAUGGCUCGGGUUUUCUGUCAAUAAAUUUUUCUAUUGCAUUUUGAUUUUAGAUAUAUGCUUUGUGCAUCAAAAUGCAAUAAAAAUUAUUUUUGCUUUCAGAAAGUUCUUGACUUUCUUAUUUACAUUUUCUUUUGUUUUUAUACAACUAUUUGAGAUUUUUGUGAUUUCAAGCUAUAAGUUCGAUUUUCAGGGUUUUUGUAUUUUUAUUAGUAUUUUAGCUAGAGGAUCUCUCAUUAUCCUUUUCGAGCUAUGUACUGUUAUAGUGGUAUUUAUCUCUAUCAAACAUGGCUGUGCAAUUAUUCUUAGAAAAUGGCGCGAACGGAACCCGGAGCAUUCAAUUUUUCAAAGAAUAUGAAGAUGCAUUGUUAAGAGUACAUCAAUUUUCAGAAUUUUUGAUAUGUGGCAAUCUGCAGGCUGCCUAACAAUUAUAAUGCUUGGUAUAAACGUGCACCCAGUAUGUUUCAAUCUAUUUGUCUUAGUCGGUCUUUAUACCUGCUCUUUUCAAAGUGCGGCAACCAUAAUCAUUAGAUUAGUAAAUGUUUGGCUUGUUAAGGCUAUUGCUUGUGUGGUCAUAAUUCAUUCAGUUACAAACAUCAGCUCUUGGAUUUACAGUGAUGAAUUUUCAAAUGAAUGUAAAAGUCUAUAUCUAUGCACUUUUGGAAUUUUUAAUGCAAUUUUCAAAAGAAACGAUUUCAUUAUGAGUCAUUAUUUUCAAGCAUCCCAAUGGGUAAGCUGCAAAAUAUUUCUUAUUCCAUCUACAUCAUGCUUUAAAAACAAAAUAACUGAAGUGAGAGCUUCACAGUAA